Rhodotorula toruloides NP11 is the source of this 1116-nucleotide messenger RNA. RefSeq lists its product as uncharacterized. NCBI's taxonomy places the organism in Eukaryota, Fungi, Basidiomycota, Microbotryomycetes, Sporidiobolales, Sporidiobolaceae. The transcript has 3 exons. The record is from RefSeq and is a predicted model, not a curated record. Bases 1 to 1116 code for a protein of 371 amino acids.
AUGCAGGCGACGCUCGCACCUCUCGGCAUCCGCGCAAGUCCGAGGAUGCUGGCGCCUCCUCCCGGCCUCGCUCCUCUUAUCUCUCCCUCCUACACCUCUCUUAUGGCUUCGGCGGCGACGAGUGUGACCUUGAACGACGCGGACAGCAGGAUCCAGUACUCUACCGGCUGGGCAACCUACAUCAAGGACCAAGGCGGCAUGAAUGCGACGGCAUGGUUCGGCAGCGACUUCCACUCCUGCGCCGCCGACAAUCCCUUCUACACUGCGCCUGCUUGCAACGCUACCUUCUCCUUCACCGGCCGGGAAGUUACACUUGUCGGCGACUUCAACCCGAGCCAGCAACGCUUCUACGUUAUUCUCGACGAUGCCCUCCCUUGGCGGUGGUACAACGCGUCGGCGCUGGCGCCGAACAUCCCGGUUCGCACUCCCGCUCUCAACUACAACCGCGUUCAGAUUCGCGGUCUUCCCUAUGGCGCGCACAAGAUCACCUUCGGCCAGGAUCGCAGCGACGUGAUGGCCAACGGUAUUACGCUGGACUCGGUGAACUACAACACGAACACGUCGGAGGAAUCUCCAGUCUGGACGAGCGACUUCAUCCCAGCCAAGCCCAAUCCCGCCUACAUGUACUCGACGCAAACUGUGGCGAAUCCGACACCAAGCGCGACAUCGUCUUCCAUCACGAGCGCGAUCUCAUCCACGACAUCGUCAGCCGCACCAUCCGCGACAAGCCAGCCUUCGCACUCGUCCUCGAACACCGUCGCACUCGGUGCGGGCCUCGGCGCAGGCUUGGGCGUCGCAGCGAUCCUCGCACUGACGGCGCUGCUGUUCUUCGUAAGGCGGAGACGGUCGAGCGGGACUUCGGUCGAUUCAAAGUCCUACGUUUCGAACGGACUGGACGUUCAUGGCGCUGCUCGAAGCGACUGGGGCGGUACCCAGCAUGUUCCCUCGCCUAGCACGUAUGCUCCCUCCGCCGGCAUUCCCGAAGUCCAGGAGCAGGCGCAUUCGCCUCUCUCGGCACAAGGCAACUCGCCAUACUACUCAUCGCGAUCGCAGAAGAACCUCUCGGUGGAAGGUCUCGACAGCCCCCUCACUUUCACCGCGCGAGGUCAACUCUAA